GGAAUCUUCAAGUAAGAAGAAGGCUGUUUUAGGUUGGAUUCCUGGAAGAUUUGAGUAUUCUAUAUUAUCGUUUCUUUGUUGGCAGAAAUGUGACAGAAAAACGAUGUGCUUCCUUAUGUGCUUCCUUCGCCUUUUACGCAACAAAGGAAGGGUUUCGAUUUGCUGAUAACGAAGAGACAAGAUCUUUCUUUCCUCUUCACACGCCUGCUUCCUUCUACUUAGCUAAUUUGGAAAAUGCCUGCAACCACUAGAUCUAUGUCUAAAAGACUUCUCUCAUCUCUUCCAAAAGAUGUGGAGUUGCAUCUUCCCAAAGCUUCCUCUUCAAAUGCUACUUUACAAAAUCUUGUCGUUAAAAGAAAGCAGCGUGAGAAACACCCCAAACGACAGAUCAAACGAAAAUCGCGGAAAAGGUCUAAUCAAAAUCAAAAUCAAAAUCCUAAACAAGAGAAGCUUAUCAGAGGGAACAAACACAUUGAUUUGCCAGAUCUCGAUCCUAUCACUAUUACUCACUGGCCUUGUCAUAAUUAUAAUUGUGAUUGCCCUCAAGGAGUCUUCGAGUUCUUAGACCCGAUCUGUGUCAACUGUGCACACGAGAUGAACGACCAUGCACUUCAUCAUUUAAGUUCGUGGAGUACCCGCUGCCCUUAUAUUUGCGAAAGACCAGAUCUGGUUUCUUCAGUUCUGAAACUUGCACUAAAUACGGGAAUGGUGGUUAUUCGUGCUACACCUCUAGUGGGAAAGACAACUCUUCUUCAAUUGCUUGGAUAUCAUAUUCUCCUCCACAACCCAGAGCUUGAGCCCGUAUUCGUUCUUUGGCAGCCCAAAAGUAGACGCGAUAAUGUUCCAUACAUGGAGUUUCUAAAUGAAAAGGCAGACUGGGCGCGAAAAGACAAUGCCAAAUACCGUCCGCAUAAUUCCAAAGCCACAAUUAUUUAUCUCAUUGACGAAGCUCAAGGCUCUUACGAAGAUGAGGAAUUUUGGAUUGCUCAGCUCAAGAACCGCUACACUAGGUCACGAUCAAUAUUUGUGCUUGUCUGUCUUUACGGCGCUGCUGGAAAUUCUGGGAUUCAAGACCCGUCAAUUGAAUCGCAAGCUUCGAAAGUAGACCGUCUCAAUCGUAUUGAAUUACGGCCAUCAAAGUCCAGUCGUUCGUGUAUGCUCUUCAAAUUGGACGAGACUUUAACCGCAGUUAGUAAAUGGAUCCUGGAGAAUGGUCUCAACCCUGACAGCGUUGAUCGAGUAGCUAUAGCUGAGUAUAUUCAUUCUGCUACUGACGGUCAUCCGGGAAUGGUUGGAUUAAUCUUAGGCAGUUUUGAAAUGUUGAUUUCACAGAACAUCCAAAAUGGUCGGAGAUGGUCGACAGUUUUCUGUCACGAGUUCCUUGUGGAGCAUAAUUUUCUAUUGGAUUUUCUUACACAAUGGGGUAGAGGUGUCUGGUCGGUUGAAGGAGAGAACCACCUCAAAGACUAUUUGAUACGUUCUCCAUCUUACAGCCAUCUCAAAUAUUCGGAUGUUAUAGAUGCAAUGCGUAAAGUGGCGAGACUACCCAACGGCUACACAGAGUCACGAAGGAAUAACAUGGAUGCAUUAGCAUUUUGCUAUAAAAUGGGUUUCCUACACGCAGAGUACUCUCAGUAUGGAAGUAGCGAAAUUACUUAUAUUUUUGCGUCUCCAAUACAUAGAAGAGUUGCAUACCGGCGUCUUAUUCCAGGCCCGCCACCAGGAACCGCUUCAGAUACAAUCACCCUUCAACAAGCCUGUUUAAAUGCCAUUGAAAGAUUUAGCCCAUCUGUUCUACAUCGUCGCUCUACUUCGUCAAAUAUUAGCUGCAAAUCCAGUCCUAAUUGGGGUAUUCCAGAAGCUGUAUUCCAGGAUGAGAUUUAUUGUUAUCUUAAUUAUGAGCUUCAUAAUCUACCAAUUUUGUCAGAAUAUGCCGAAACAAAGGAUGGAAGAAUCGAUUUCUUCGUCUUUGGUAAAAAAUGGGGUAUUGAGAUACUUCAAUCUGGUGACAAUGGAAGACUAGAGGAACAUGCAAAUAGAUUCCAAUCUGGAGGGAAGUAUCACAAAUGGGGUAUCCUCGAAGAUUACAUAAUUCUUAACUUUUGCUCGAAAUCCUCUCUUGAUGCACUUAAGAUCAAAGAUAUUGAUGCCCAAUCGCAUACUCGACAUGUUGUCAUCGAUGCAAACGAGCACAUCGCGCAAGUAUACACAUAUGACAAGCAGCUGCAAACAAUUCUGAACCUGGGCGAGGGAAGAACCAGAUCUCAUUCACCUGACAAGCAGACGGCUUCUGGGAACGAGGAUAUUCACAUGAUUCUGCGAGAUCAGAAGAUAGAAUUGGAGCAAGCGAAAAUAGGGAGGGAGGAGGCGCCGAGAAAAGUAAAUCAACUUCCGCUAGGGAGGGAAGAGAUUCAAAGAAAAAUAGAUCAACUCCAGCUACUGCUUGGGAAGAUAUGACCUUGGUAUUCAAAGAGAGGUUGAAAGAUAGAGACGAAAUAGAUAUCAUUGCCUUCUUUUGUUUCAAGCACAUGGUAAUGUCAUUUCCCUCGGUAAUAAUUUCA
This is a messenger RNA of Botrytis cinerea B05.10, 2561 nucleotides long. RefSeq lists its product as hypothetical. NCBI's taxonomy places the organism in Eukaryota, Fungi, Ascomycota, Leotiomycetes, Helotiales, Sclerotiniaceae. The transcript is spliced from 4 exons. The record is from RefSeq and is a predicted model, not a curated record. The coding region runs from base 235 to 2457 and encodes 740 amino acids.